AUGUACGCCACCGUCGCCUUCACGUUGUCCCCGCUGAUUACCCCUUCACCAUCUCCUCCUUUCCCCGGCAUUUUCGGCCAAGCUAUGCGCGGAAAACGGUUCAAAAAAUCGCUUCAGGACGGGUGGGCGCGCGUGCGUCGUGCAGUGUCGCCUGCCCCGUCCCGCACAUCAUCUACUACCGGUAAUUACGUUGAGACGGAGCUCCCGAGUCGGCAAUCUCGAAAGUCAUACGAAUCCCCAGAAUCGGCCUGUCCCAACACGCAAGCGCCGUAUAAUGAUGCUGCAAAUUCGUGUACCGAUCUCGAUCCUUCCCACCCCAAUACGACGGCGGUGCGAGCCAUCACGGGGGAAACCAAAGAGGCUGAAGCGUCAGCCACGGCAUUGCACGUUCCAUAUCUAGCCCUGCCUGACGAGCUACCCGCCAGAGAGACAUUGGUACCCGAACCCGAAGGGCAAUCCUCCCCUGCCCUUUCCGUGUCCCAGACUCUCUGGAAUGCCGCGUACGACAGCCUUGAGGAAGACGCAGAAACCACAGAGCUGGUCAACUCCUAUGUUAGGACCUUGAUGAAAGUGUCGGGCGUCGAUCCUGCCACCGAUCUGUCGGCCGAACUUAAAGACACGACCCAGCGACAGAUGCACAUGAGGGAUCUGGUGGAGAAAGGCCAGGCGAAGAUUGCUACGCCGGCGAGGGUUACCGAGACAGCGGGCGACGUGGCCCAGUUUAUUCUCACAGUCAAGCCGAUCAUUGAUGCAGCCAUCCAGAAUAUCCCGCAGGCUGCACUACCCUGGGCUGGCAUCCUCCAGAAUCCUGCGAAAGCGACUAGGUCCAACCUUGCCGGCAUCGUGCACGUUGUCUCCCGGAUGGAUUGGUAUUGCGCCCUGUCCGAACAUCUCUUGAAGAAGGAUCACAUCGACCAGUCCCUCGAAUCGAUCCCGCCCCAGCUGGAAACGAGAGUCAUCGAGCUCUACAAGGCUCUCCUCCUGUACCAGAUGAGAAGCGUCUGCUCCUACUACCGACACCAGGGCCUUGUCUUUCUCCGCGCUCUUGCGAAUUGGGACGACUGGGACGGCUACUUGAAUGCUGUUCAAGACGCGGAAAAAUACCUUCUUGACGACUGGGGCCAGCUCGACAAAAUCAUAGCGGGGACCCUCCGGCGUGAACUCAACGACCGUGCCAAACGAAUGGAGAAUCUCCUGGAAACCAUCAGUCAAGACAUUCGAGACUUCAUCGCCUUGCAAAAGGAAAUGCGGAGGGAUGGCGAGGACACAAAAUGCCUCCAACAGCUCUUCGUGGUAGACCCGCAAGACGAUAUGGAGAAGAUUGAGCAAAAGAAGGAUGUCUUGUUGCAUGAGGCCUACAAAUGGAUCCUCGACACGGAGGCCUACGCAGCAUUCACGAAUUGGAACCAGGAUGGCUGUGCCCCAUCGUCGUGUCGGCUGUUAUGGGUUAAGGGUCAUGCCGGAACAGGGAAGACGAUGCUCUUGAUGGGCAUCAUCCUCCAUCUCUCGAGUCAAUCUGCCAAACUUGCCCCCUCCAUCUCACACUUUUUCUGUCAGGGCACAGAGCAAACUCUGAACAGCGCAAUGGCCACCCUGAGAUCUCUGAUCUGGCUGCUGCUUGUUCAGCAACCGCAUCUUAUCUCGUACCUACGAUCCAAGUACAAGAACGCAGGCCCUUCCGCUUUUCAAGGCGACAGUGCAUUUAUUGCCCUAUCCGGUGUGUUCAAGAGUAUGCUGAAGGACCCCAAUCUGUCACCCGUGUACUUCAUUGUCGAUGCUCUGGAUGAGUGCGAAGAGGGCUUACCGGCCCUCAUCGGGCUAAUUUCGGAUUCCCUGGCUAUCACUAAAAAGGUGAAGUGGCUGGUCUCGAGUCGCCCAAUCGUUGAACUCCAGACUCCGGGCACCGCUGGUGCCUUGGUCGAGCUAGACACUCAAAAGCUGGAAAAGCCCGUCAACGCAUACAUCGACUACAAGCUCUCCGCCUUCCGCGGUCAACCCGGAUACACCGAACAGGUUUUGGACGCAUUGUCAGUUGAGGUUCCUAAGCGGGCCGAGAAUACCUUCCUUUGGGUAUGGUUCUUCUUCAAAGAGCUUGGGAAGACAAAUCGGCGUGGCAAGCUGUUGUUGAAUGGAAAGGACGCUUUGCCGACUGUCAAGAAGUUCCCUUCUGGCCUGUCGAAUCUGUAUGACCGCAUCAUGGACACGAUUGCUGCCGAAGCGGGAUACCCGCAAUAUUGCAAGGACGCCCUGGCAGCUGUCGUUCUUGCACUCCGCCCUCUCACCCUCUCCGAGCUUGCUGUACUCGCUGGUUGUCCGUCCGAUAUGCCUCGGACGGUUGUUGAAGAUUGCGGCUCGUUUCUCACGGUCAAGGGCGAGACAGUCUAUCUGAUCCAUCAGUCGGCCAAAGACUAUCUCUCCGAGAACUACUCGUCCAAACUUCAGCCAGGCGGUGUUGCCCAAGGGCACGCCAACAUCGGCAGGCGUUCGAUCACGGCAAUGUCCUCGACCCUGAAGCGGAACAUCUACAACCUCGACUUCAAACCAGACCCGCUAGCCCCGAUACGAUACUCCUGUCUCUUCUGGGCCGACCAUCUCCUGGACAGUGACAGUGUCGAGCACAAAACAGAGCUGUUGGAUGAUAACAUAGUGUUUCAGUUUCUAACGGAGCGGUUCCUGCACUGGCUUGAGGGUAUCUCUCUUGUAGGGAAACUCCCAUCCGGGUUUCGAUCGCUCCUGAAUCUCCGGGAUAUCGCCCAGAUAUAUGGCAUGGCCCUCGUGUUUAGUCCAGCGAUGAGCGACGUCAAAUGCACGCAAUGGAAAGAAAGGCUGCCGUUUAUCGAAACGAUUGUGGGCAUUGAAGACUACUGGCACGCAGACACGGAACCGUUCGAGGGCCAUAGCGGCCCGGUCCGGGUCGUCGCUUUCUCGCCGGACGGCAAGACCCUCGCGACAGCUUCAGAAACCCCGGAUUAUACACUCCGGCUCUGGGAUGUAGCGACGGGUAAAUGCCGGCAGAUGCUCGAGGGGCAUCGCGAUAGUGUUCAGGUUGUCGCCUUCGCGCCGGACGGCAAGAUGCUUGCGUCCGGUUCGGUCGAUCAUACAGUCCGGCUUUGGGAUGUAGCAACGGGCGUACACCGGUACACGCUUGAGGGGCAUAGCGACUCGGUCACGAUAGUCGCCUUCUCUCCGAAUAGCAAGCUACUCGCAUGGACUUCGGAGGAUUGUAUACUCCAGCUCUGCGAUGUAACAACAGGUAUAUGCCGGCAGACGCUUACGGGUCAUAGCGACCAGGUUCAGGUAGUUGCCUUCGCGCCAGAUGGCAAGACACUUGCGUCAGGUUCGGUCGAUUGUACAAUUCGGCUCUGGGAUGUACCGACGGGUAUAUGCUGGCAGACGCUCGAGGGGCACAGCAAUCGAGUCCAGGUAGUUGCCUUUUCGUCAGAUGGCAAGACACUUGCGUCAGGUUCGGUCGAUUGUACAAUUCGGCUCUGGGAUGUACCGACGGGCAUAUGCCGGCAGACGCUCGAGGGGGGGGACAACCAAGUCCAGCUGCUCGCCUUCUCGCCCGAUGGCAAGCUGCUUGCGUCAGCUAGGUCCGAGAAUCUGGUCCAGCUCUGGGAUCUACCAACGGGCGUUCUUCAGGGGAUGGCCCGGAACUUCAACGCAAUUUCGCAGCUGAGUUUCUCAGAAGACAACCAAUAUCUGAAGACGAAUCGCGUCUAG
Molecule: messenger RNA, 3723 nt
Organism: Chaetomium fimeti
Lineage: Eukaryota; Fungi; Ascomycota; Sordariomycetes; Sordariales; Chaetomiaceae
Exons: 7
Coding region: 1-3723 (1240 amino acids)
Molecular function (GO): protein binding
Source: RefSeq, a predicted model, not a curated record